UCCUUGCGGAGCCGCCAUGCCGUACGCCGCGAUGUGCGGCCGCCUGGGCCCGGUGGCUGCCGGGCUGCGGCGCUUGGCUGGCGCGGGGCGCGGGGCGCGGGCUGUCAGCACCAGCUGGGCUCCGGUGGGCGCCGCCUUCAGCGUGAAGCCGCAGGGCCGCCGCCUGGACUUGUUCGGGGAGCGCCAGGGUCUCUUUGGAGUCCCCGAGCUCAGUUCCCCAGAAGGAUUCCGUUUUGCUCAGGAGCACGCACUGCAAAGGACUGACCUGCUGGUGGAGCGUGCAUGCUCCACUCCACCCGGGCCCCAGACGGUAUCCAUCUUUGAUGAACUCUCCGACUGCCUGUGCAGAGUGGCCGACUUGGCUGAUUUUGUGAAGAUUGCUCACCCUGAGCCAGCAUUCAGAGAGGCUGCAGAAGAAGCUUGUCGAAGUAUUGGCACUGUGGUGGAAAGGCUGAACACAAAUGUGGAGUUAUAUCAAAGUCUCCAUAAGUUGCUGGCUGAUAGCUCACUUGUGGCCUCCCUUGAUGCAGAAACUAGGCGUGUGGCCGAACUGUUUAUGUUUGAUUUUGAAAUCAGUGGAAUCCAUUUAGACAAAGAAAAGCGUAAAAGAGCAGUGGACUUGAAUGUGAAAAUCCUGGAUUUGAGUAGUGCAUUUCUUAUGGGCACCAACCUUCCUAACAAGAUUGAGAAGCAUCUCUUACCUCCACACAUCUGCCGUCACUUUGUGCAUGCCAGAGAUCAUGUGCUAAUAGACGGUUUACAUGCAGAAGCUCCUGAUGACUUGGUGCGAGAAGCUGCUUAUAAGAUUUUCCUUUAUCCUAAUGCUAAUCAACUGAAAUGUUUAGAAGAAUUACUAAAAAACAGAGAUGUCCUGGCAAAGUUGGUGGGGUAUUCUACAUACUCCCACAGGGCUCUCCAAGGAACAAUAGCCAAGAAUCCAGAGACUGUCAUGCAGUUCCUUGAGAAAUUGUCUGAAAAACUUUCUGAAAGAACUAUGAAGGAUUUUGAGAUGAUGCGAGGAAUGAAAAUGAAACUAAAUCCACAAAAUUCUGAAUUGAUGCCAUGGGAUCCCCCCUACUACAGUGGUGUGAUCCGCGCUGAGAGGUAUAACAUCGAGCCCAGCCUGUAUUGCCCAUUUUUCUCCCUCGGGGCAUGCAUGGAAGGCCUGAAUAUUUUAUUUAACAAGCUGUUGGGGAUUUCACUCUAUGCAGAGCAGCCCUCGAAAGGAGAGGUGUGGUGUGAAGAUGUCCGAAAACUGGCUGUGGUCCAUGAAUCUGAAGGACUAUUGGGAUACAUUUACUGUGACUUUUUUCAGCGAGCAGACAAACCACAUCAGGACUGUCAUUUUACAAUUCGUGGAGGCAGAUUAAAGGAAGAUGGAGAAUAUCAGCUCCCAGUUGUGGUUCUUAUGCUGAAUCUUCCUCAGCCCUCAAGGAAUUUACCAACGUUAUUAACUCCAGGCAUGAUGGAGAACCUAUUUCAUGAAAUGGGCCAUGCCAUGCACUCCAUGCUGGGGCGCACGCGUUACCAGCAUGUCACUGGGACCCGGUGCCCCACUGAUUUUGCUGAGGUGCCUUCCAUUCUGAUGGAGUACUUUGCAAAUGAUUACCGUGUGGUGAGCCAGUUUGCCAGGCACUACCAAACUGGGCAGUCACUGCCCAAGAAUAUGGUGUCCCGUCUCUGUGAAUCGAAAAAGGUCUGUGCGGCAGCUGACAUGCAGCUUCAGGUCUUUUAUGCUACUCUGGAUCAGAUCUACCAUGGGAAACACCCCUUGAAGACUUCAACCACAGACAUCCUCAGGGAAACACAGGAGAAGUUCUAUGGCUUGCCGUAUGUUGAAAAUACUGCCUGGCAGCUUCGAUUCAGCCACCUGGUGGGCUAUGGUGCCAAGUACUACUCCUAUCUGAUGUCCAGGGCAGUGGCAUCCAUGGUCUGGAAGGAGUGUUUCCUCCAGGAUCCUUUUAACAGGGCUGCUGGAGAGCGGUACCGCCGGGAGAUGCUGGCGCAUGGUGGUGGCAAGGAACCCCUGCUUAUGGUUCAAGGUAUGCUUCAGAAGUGUCCUUCUGUCGAUGACUUUGUAGAUGCCCUUGUUUCUGACUUGGACCUGGACUUCGAAACAUUCUUCAUGGAUUCUGAGUGAUGGAAACACCUUGAAUCUUUUAAUUUAAGGUAGAUGCUGACUUUGCAGUAAAUACUGCAGCUGUGAACCCUUGUUUCUGAUUCCAGUAUUCACUUUGUAAUGAUUUCUGAAAUACCUUAAAGUGAUGGAGCUUGUAAUAAAUUGUUUUGACUACA
Erinaceus europaeus (western European hedgehog) is the source of this 2295-nucleotide messenger RNA. It is a transcript of the gene MIPEP, whose product is annotated as mitochondrial intermediate peptidase. Lineage: Eukaryota; Metazoa; Chordata; Mammalia; Eulipotyphla; Erinaceidae. The transcript has 19 exons. Gene Ontology annotation, biological process: peptide metabolic process. The coding region runs from base 17 to 2140 and encodes 707 amino acids. The record is from RefSeq and is a predicted model, not a curated record. Gene Ontology annotation, cellular component: mitochondrion. Gene Ontology annotation, molecular function: metalloendopeptidase activity.